Contarinia nasturtii (swede midge) is the source of this 2709-nucleotide messenger RNA. RefSeq names its product ras-related protein Rab-40C (gene Rab40). Gene Ontology annotation, biological process: intracellular signal transduction; protein localization to plasma membrane. NCBI's taxonomy places the organism in Eukaryota, Metazoa, Arthropoda, Insecta, Diptera, Cecidomyiidae. The record is from RefSeq and is a predicted model, not a curated record. Gene Ontology annotation, molecular function: GTPase activity; GTP binding. Gene Ontology annotation, cellular component: plasma membrane; endosome; synaptic vesicle. The transcript has 7 exons. Bases 809 to 1588 code for a protein of 259 amino acids.
UAAUAAAGUGCACACAACAUCAUCGUCAUUCGUACGACAAAACACAAAUCCACAACACAAAAGCAAUACGAAACGAAUGAACGACUCGGAAAGUCAUUGAGUAGAGUGAGCGAAGGAAAUAUUAUUGUGAAAAGUUUGUUAUAUAUAUUCACAAUUCGCAUUAUUCAAUCGUGAGUUGAUGUCGAACGGUGCGGUUUCCAUAUUUUUUUCUUCUCAACGUCUCUUCGCAAAAUUUUUUUUGGGGUCUACGUGAAUACAACGCUCUUAAUCGCAGUUGCAGAGAAAAAAAAAACGCAUUAAGUGUUGCAAUUUUAAUUUUGCUGCAAAACGAUUUUCAAUUGUUUGGGCAUAUAUUUUUUUUUUUAUUGUGGACACGUGAAAUCGUGAUUGUUUUUUCUGUGCUAAAUGCUAUUCAAUUUGUGAAAUAGACAAAUAAACGAACAGAGAAUAAAAAAGAAUAACAUAAAAUGUUCCGUGAAAUUUGAAAACAUACAGACAUAAUAUAAAAUAGAUCACACAUAACAACAUUAAAUUGAUUCUUGAUUGAUGUACUCUGUAUUGGAUAGUGUUUUCAUUUGCCAUUUACGAAACAUUGAGCUAAGUUAAUGGCAAUUCGUCGAUAGUUCAAAAAGAUUUUUGUGUUUACUUUACCGUAUGUGUGUGUGUUCAGUUUUUCACGAGAUACCAAAGCAGAAGCAAAACAAUUUGUUGUAGCCGUUUUCGAGAGACUUCAAGUUACACAAAAGAAACCGCAUUGGAGGUGAAAAUCAAUUUCUUUUUCGGAUGAAACGAAACGCGAUCCGCAAACAUGCCGAAGGAUUAUGAUUAUUUGUUGAAAGUGUUGUUGGUGGGCGACAGUGAUGUUGGUAAACAUGAAAUUAUGGCCGGACUGGAAGACGCUUCAUCAGAGAGCCCAUUUUGUAGUCGCAGUGGAAAUUCAUACAAAAUCACAACAAUUCUGCUGGAUGGUAAAAGAGUGCGACUGUGCAUCUGGGAUACGUCAGGUCAAGGAAGAUUUUGUACAAUAAUUCGAUCAUAUUCGCGUGGUGCACAAGGUGUCAUACUGGUCUAUGACAUAACAAAUAAAUGGAGUUUCGAUGGCAUCGAUCGAUGGCUAAAAGAAGUUGAAGAGCACGCGCCUGGAGUGCCGAAGGUUUUGGUUGGAAACCGAUUGCAUUUAGCUUUCAAGCGCCAAGUGGCGGCCAAACAAGCUGAACUAUAUGCAUCACGGAAUAAAAUGGCAUGUUUUGAAAUAUCACCGUUAUGUGACUUCAAUAUUAGAGAAUCAUUUUGUGAACUUGCCCGAAUGGCAUUACAUCGAAAUGGAAUGGAACGCAUAUGGCGAUCGAAUAAAGUUCUUUCACUGCAAGAGUUAUGCUGUCGAGCGAUCGUUCGUCGAACUUCAGUGUAUGCAAUCGAUCAGCUGCCAUUGCCACCGUCAGUAAAAUCCAAUCUAAAAUCAUAUGCGCUUACAUCAUCCCAAUGCAUAAACAUCAUGAACAACACAAAAAAGAAUGGCAGAUGCAAAUCCGGCGUACUUACAAACACAUUACCAAGUAGUACAAGGAACAGUUGCAGCAUUUCGUGAAGACAUUUGCACAGCAGCUUCCUCUUGACUACGUUUUAUUCACAGAUGAACAUGAUUUGAAGAAAAUCCCACAUAAUUUAUUUCACACGCGCAAUAAUAUUUGCGAGAUAAACCUUCCUUUCAUCCAUAUUAAUUAAUAAUUUUCCAUUUGAAUAUAAAUUAAUAUAACAUUUAAGCCAUUGUGAAUUGUAUAUGGUAGACUUUGUGUGAUCUAAACAGUUGGAUAUUUAGUCCAAUAAUUGAAUUGAAAUAUGGAAUUUUAUAUAAAAAAAACUCGAGGCGAUAAACACAAGGAACCAAACAGAAACAAACAUGAAAAAAUAAAAAAAUUGACCAAGUUCCCAAUCUUACCAUACACAUGUUUAUGUCGUAUAUCAUUUACUUCGAUAGCAAUUGAUCAUUUAAAAAAAAAUUAAGACCCAUCUUGAGAUAAAUGUGAAUGUUAUUUUAUUUAGAUCAUCGAUCACCUUUUUCGUAAUAACCUCAAAUAGAAUCUGACGCUAAAUGUCUAGGAAAAUAGCACAUCAUCACCCCAGUAGCAAAAGAUAUAAACAAAGUUGAUGUUUUAGUUGUGAUUUUGAUUUUGGUUUGGCAAAAAAAGGAAACAGUCCCGAAUACUUUGCGAGAAACAUUCAUCUAGAUUUUUAUUAUUUAUAUUACAAAAUCAUUAGUCUCUAAAUGCAGUGAUUUGUUUAGGCCCGAUUGUAUGUUCAAUCUUUCGUUUAGAAAUUUGGUUCACUUGAAAAGUUAUUGUUUUAUUUUUUCCAUCUGAAUUAUUGGCUGUUAAGCGAUUUUAUGUUAUAACAUUUCAUUUUGUACAGAAUGCAAUUUGUUUUAGUUUCUUUUUAGGACGAUUAAGGAGAUUAAUUAAGAGUUAUUUGAAAUGAGAGACCAACGGUGCAUACAGGUUGAUUAAUUUAACCUCAUUUUGUACUUUCGGUUUCACGAAAAAUUCGUUUGUUUUAUUUUAUCGAGGGAAUGAAAAUGAAACAGAAAAAUCACAAGGCUUCUAAAAAAGAGUUGUGUGUAAUCUAUACAUGCACUUCGUACUUGAUGGGUGUGUGUGAAAAAAUGUAAUAUUUAUUUUAAUUACAAAAAGAAAAAGGAAACAUUUUUACAAA